CUUCCUCAUCGACGAAGCUUUUUAAUGAAAAGCUUCGCCUUCCAUUCCAUGGCCACCUUGGGUGUAUUGAAUUAUAAUUUGCCACCAGGAUUAACCAUGAAAAUGAAUAACAACAGCAACAACAAUAACUCACAGCAAGGAUCAGCAAUGCAGUCCAACAAUUCCCCAUUGACCAUGGCGGGAAAUACGAAUAAAACUUUCAACAAAAUCACAGUGCAAAAUGUUCUAAGUGAAAAUAAUUCUAAUGCCCUGAAUAUUGCCCAGGGUAAUCCAAAUGCCAUUGUAAGGAAAAUUAAAGAUUUUGGUAUGAUUGGAACGGUGAAUGGAGCAGGGAAUGUUAAUUCCCUCAAUUUGAGUUGUAAUCCUCGAAAAAGGCCUUUGAGUGAAAAUAAUAAUAACAACAACAAUUCUAAUGAUGAAAACAAAUCCUGUGGAACUGCACGUAAAGAUAAGAAAACCUCUCCCGGGGCUAGCAAAAAACCCAAAUUAAGCAAGGAGGAGAGGACUGCCCUGAGAUUGGCGAAAAAGGCUGCCAAGGAAAAUGCCGCCGCCAUGGCCAAAGGUUCCCCACUUCCACCCAAUGGAUUACCCAUUAAAAUUCCCGGUACCCCAGGAAGAAAAGGUCUACCUUUACCCCAGGCUGUGGCACGCCGCAAUGCCCGUGAACGUAAUCGUGUGAAGCAGGUUAACAAUGGUUUUGCCGCUCUGCGGGAACGUAUCCCGGAGGAGGUAGCCGAGGCAUUCGAGGCACAAAGUACAUGUAAAAAUAAUGGCAAGAAGUUAAGUAAAGUGGAAACGCUACGCAUGGCCGUGGAGUACAUUAGAUCCUUGGAACGCCUCUUAGGUUUUGAUUUCCCGGCGGGAGCUGCCCUCAACUCCACCUCUUCCAGUGGUGAUGAUAGCUUUUCCAUGAUUAAAGAUGAAUUCGAUGCCUAUUCACCCAGUAUGGAUGAACAUUAUGAUGACUCGCUGAGCCACUACGAUUCCGAGGAAUAUUUUGUCCAUCAACCCACAACACCAAUGACCAACACUAACCAACCACAACCUCCUACAGCUUCAUCUCUGCCACCACACUGCCACAGUCCACCAACACAAAUGGAUAGCCUACCGAAUAUCACCUCGUUGAAUGGCCUGCAGUACAUCAGAAUUCCAGGGACAAAUACCUAUCAAUUAUUGACCCCAGACAUAUUUGUUGGUAAUGCGGCCUCUCCCCCUUCCUCCACCGUUGAUGAAGAACAUUUCCAGGCCUUAAUUGACACUAAUUGCAACAGUCCAGCGUCGUCACCAUUGGUCACAACAUCGAAUACGUCAUCACCGACAGCAACAACAACAGCGGGGGCACACGUUACAGCUGAUGCCAAUACGUCUUCUUCGUCGCCAACAACAAUUAGGCCGCACAUUAACCUGGACAGAACGGAAGCAGCACCUGUUUCGUCUUCCCUAACAAAUACAAAGGGUUCAGUAAGUUUGUUAUCGACUUCUUCACCAUCAUCUUCAAGAAUAUCGCCCGUGCCACAACACCAACUUCAACAGCAACAACACCACCAAAUGAAUAACAUGUUAACAACAGCAACAACAACCCCCAGUACAGCUGAAAGUGCAGUUAAUAAUGGAAAUCAAGCGAUAUUACAAAGGGCAACACCUGCCAACUCCGCGGAACAGCAACAGCACCAAGAAAUGCAUGACUUACGGCAAACGUGUGCCGUUAACCCAACAAGGGUCUCAAUGGAGACACAGUUAAUUAAACAGGAAUAUGAAGAGCCAACAAUUAUCUAUCAAAAUCAACAGAGAUCACCACACGGCCAUCAACAACAACAACAACUGUAUAUGGCAGCUCCAUCCCACCCAAUGGCCAUGUCACCGCCCUUGGAGAGGCAAACCCCAAAUUCCCAACAAUUACCACCAUUUUUCCACAACACCAACAACAAUCAAAACAACUUCUAUCCCGGCCUAAUGCAAUUGAAAAAAGAAUUCGAUGAAGAUCUUCUGGAUGUGGCCCAAAAUGUCAAUGUCAUGUCUGAUGAGUCAAUGAUCGAAAGCAUUGAUUGGUGGGAGGCCCACACACCCAAAUCGGAAGUGUUGUAAAUGUAAUAAUUUUUAUUAGUUUUU
Musca vetustissima is the source of this 2109-nucleotide messenger RNA. Its product is annotated as achaete-scute complex protein T8-like. The record is from RefSeq and is a predicted model, not a curated record. Gene Ontology annotation, molecular function: protein dimerization activity. Lineage: Eukaryota; Metazoa; Arthropoda; Insecta; Diptera; Muscidae. Bases 25 to 2085 code for a protein of 686 amino acids. The transcript has a single exon.